GCACCUUGCGGUAGGCAGGGAGCAGCAGCCGCGGCGGCAGCGAGGGGCUAGUGCACACCCAGCCAGGGAGACUUAGGGAACCACGGACGGACGGACCGACGGACGGAGAGGACCCUCCCCAGCGCCCCCCGAGCCAUGGCCGAGAGAAAGCAAUCUGGGAAGGCGGCAGAGGACGAAGAGGUCCCUGCCUUUUUCAAAAACCUGGGCUCGGGCAGUCCCAAGCCGCGGCAGAAAUUCUGCGGCAUGUUCUGCCCGGUGGAAGGGUCCUCGGAGAACAAGACCAUUGAUUUCGAUUCGCUUUCGGUGGGCCGGGGCUCGGGGCAGGUGGUGGCUCAGCAGCGGGAUGUCGCCCACUUGGGCCCUGACCCGCACCGGCAGAGCCGGCGUGGCAGCGGGGAGCCAUCUGUUGAAUCGGGCCGGAAGGUGGAGAUCCGGCGAGCCUCGGGCAAGGAAGCCCUGCAGAACAUCUACGAUCAGAGUGAUCGCCUUCUGAUCAAAGGUGGCAAGAUUGUGAAUGAUGACCAGUCCUUUUAUGCAGACAUAUACAUGGAAGAUGGGUUGAUCAAGCAAAUAGGAGAAAACCUGAUUGUGCCAGGAGGAGUGAAGACCAUUGAGGCCCAUUCCAGGAUGGUGAUCCCAGGAGGAAUUGAUGUGCACACUCGUUUCCAGAUGCCCGACCAGGGAAUGACGUCAGCUGAUGACUUCUUCCAGGGAACCAAGGCAGCCCUGGCUGGGGGAACCACCAUGAUCAUUGACCACGUUGUUCCUGAGCCCGGGACAAGCCUACUGGCUGCCUUUGAUCAAUGGAGGGAGUGGGCUGACAGCAAGUCCUGCUGUGACUAUUCCCUGCACGUGGACAUCACUGAGUGGCACAAGGGUAUCCAGGAGGAGAUGGAAGCUCUGGUGAAGGACCACGGGGUAAACUCUUUCCUCGUGUACAUGGCUUUCAAAGAUCGAUUCCAGCUGACAGAUUCCCAGAUCUAUGAAGUACUGAGUGUGAUCCGGGAUAUCGGUGCCAUAGCUCAAGUCCACGCAGAGAAUGGCGACAUCAUUGCAGAGGAACAGCAGAGGAUCCUGGAUCUGGGCAUCACAGGCCCUGAGGGACAUGUGCUGAGCCGACCAGAGGAGGUCGAGGCUGAAGCUGUUAACCGCUCCAUCACCAUUGCCAAUCAGACCAACUGCCCCCUGUAUGUCACCAAAGUGAUGAGCAAGAGCGCGGCUGACGUCAUCGCCCAAGCACGGAAGAAGGGUACUGUGGUGUAUGGUGAGCCCAUCACUGCCAGCUUGGGGACUGAUGGUUCUCAUUAUUGGAGUAAGAACUGGGCCAAGGCUGCUGCUUUUGUCACCUCCCCACCCUUGAGCCCCGACCCAACCACUCCAGACUUUCUCAACUCCUUGCUGUCCUGUGGAGAUCUGCAGGUCACUGGCAGUGCCCACUGUACCUUCAACACUGCUCAGAAGGCUGUGGGGAAGGACAACUUCACCCUGAUUCCUGAGGGCACCAAUGGCACAGAGGAGCGAAUGUCUGUCAUCUGGGACAAAGCCGUGGUCACCGGGAAGAUGGAUGAGAACCAGUUUGUGGCUGUGACUAGCACCAAUGCUGCCAAAGUCUUCAACCUUUACCCCCGGAAAGGUCGCAUCGCAGUGGGAUCUGACGCAGACUUGGUCAUCUGGGACCCUGAUAGUGUGAAGACUAUCUCUGCCAAGACGCACAACAGUGCUCUUGAGUAUAACAUCUUUGAAGGCAUGGAGUGUCGUGGCUCCCCGCUGGUAGUCAUCAGCCAGGGCAAGAUUGUCUUGGAGGACGGCACGCUUCAUGUCACUGAAGGCUCAGGACGCUACAUCCCCCGGAAGCCCUUCCCUGACUUUGUGUACAAGCGCAUCAAGGCAAGGAGCAGGCUGGCCGAGCUGAGAGGGGUCCCUCGUGGCCUGUAUGAUGGACCAGUAUGCGAGGUGUCUGUGACACCCAAGACGGUCACCCCGGCCUCAUCAGCUAAGACAUCCCCUGCGAAGCAGCAGGCACCACCUGUUCGGAACCUGCACCAGUCUGGAUUCAGCUUGUCUGGUGCUCAGAUUGAUGACAACAUUCCCCGCCGCACCACUCAGCGUAUUGUGGCGCCCCCUGGCGGCCGUGCCAACAUCACCAGCCUGGGCUAAAGCCCCUUGGUCUGCAGGCCACAUGGGGUCGGGGGAUGGGACACCUGAGGACAUUCUGAGACUUCCUUCCUUCCUUCCUUUUUUUUUUUUAAAGAGCCUGUGAUAGUUGCUGUGGGCAGCCAGUUCCUGGGGCUUCCUCUUGGGCCCCCACGCUCGGUCUCCCCUUGGAGUUUCUGAAUUCGCUCACCCAAGUCCCUACACAGUUAUGAACACACCCAAGCCUAGCCACCCACCCCACACGGAGCUGCACCUAACACGCAGACAUGCGCCACCAAGCAGAUCCCAGCGAGGGUGCCCCGUCACACCCUCAGCUAUAGUCAGCACCUUCCUGCCUGGGGAAGAUAUAGUGAAUUGCCCUGAGCUGCCUUCUUUUCUUUUUAAAAAGUUUUUAAAAAGGGGGUUUUCUUUGUGGGGCUGGGGAGGGGUGGGAAGUAGGGGAGGUUUUUUUUUUAAUACUAAAUUGAAAGCCUGAUUCAAUAUUAAUCCACGGGUCUUGAACUGGACAUCCUAAUGAUGCAAAUAUGUAACCGUUAAGCUGAUCCGAGGCUGGCAGGCUGCCGCCGCUGCGGAGAGGCUCCACUCUGUCUACAUCGCCAUCCCUUUCUCUUCCGGGUCAGCUGUUGAGAAGAGGCAGGCUUUCUUCAUUGGCCUAGAUUUCUGCGGCAGAUUAGACCUUUUGAGGGUUCUCUUCACCGUUUUCCUGCAUCUUCUGUUUGUCCUGGCUUUUUCUCGUGCACGCGUGGAGAGUGAGUGGGUGUUGGAUUUUUGCUUUGUUCUUUUCUCUUGCUCCGCAGUCUGCUCUUAAAACCAGGCGUUCUAGUUUGGGCUCAGACAUAGCCAGAGAGGACCCUAGCUUUGUGCCCACGACCAUAGUUUUGUGAUAUCCUGGUUUCUGUUAAGAUCGGUGCUGUCCAAUUCCCAUCAAUAGAUAGAUGUCUGAGUUUGAGGCUUGCCAGACACAAGGAUGGCCCGGAUUAUGUCACCAAUAUUAUCACGUGUGGGCCCAGAAUAGGAGUCACGUGUGCUGUAAAGAUGAGGAAGAAGUAGGCUGUAGAAGUGGCAGAGUCUCUGGUCGAACCAGUAAAUCCAGUCCCCAAACUCACAUGAGCCCAAGUUGGGGCCAGUGUCCCUGUGGGGAACCAACCACGUUGGGGCAGUGUCCCUGAGCUCUACCCGGCUUUUCACAGAAGUGUCUGGGGAUUCUAGAACACUGGGACUCUCUCUCUCUCUCUCUCUCUCUCUCUCUCUCUCUCUCUCUCUCUCUCUCUCUCUCUCUGUGUGUGUGUGUGUGUGUGUAUGUGUGUGUGUGUGUGUAAGGGGAACAUUGUUUUUUCUGUCCAGUUAUUUCAGAAGGUCUAACAUGAUGUGGGAAGUGCUUAUAAGAGUAGAAAUCUUGAAUCUUGGGGAUAAUUAAACUUAAGCCUAUUUUACAAGAGGAAAAGCCCUGUCUUAGGAAACACUAUCUCAUGGAAAGAAAACUGCACAAAUUGAGUGCUUGACCCUUUUAGAGAUCAUGUCACCUCAUGUCUGUCACCCUUCCUCUUCCUGCCAUAGUGACAGCUUCUCACUAGCUGGCUUCUUCCUGUAUUUGCUGACUUCUGUCACAUUUCUUUCCAAAUGUGUUUACAGGUCCGUGUAAGCAGUGUUAGGUCCACAGGCCUUUAUGAAUCCAAUCUGCUGUGUAAAAUGCAGGGCCUCCGAAAACAGUGAUACUUUCAGUGUCCACACAUUUUACCUUUGGGGUUAAUGGUUGGGGUUUUGGUUUGUUGUUGUUAAUUUUUGUUAUUUUAAAGGUAAAUUGCACUUUUAAAAAUUGGUUGACUUCCUGCACUUAGAGAGGAAAUUUGAACAAGUUGGAAAACAUUUUUUUUUGUUAGUUUGAAUUUUGAGAAACACUCGCAGCUCUCCAGUAUUCGCUCGUCUUCUUGCUGUUUCUUGUACGGGGCCGUGGCCCUUUUGCUUGUUCUAGAGGUCAUUUUCUUAAUAACAGAACCAAACCGAACAGUUUCAAACCUGAAGAUUCCCGCAGUCCGUGUAAGCAUGUUUACCUGUCAGCUCGCUCGCUUUCUGUGUCUGUUAAAUGAAUGUCAUGUAAAUGCUAAAAUAAGUCAACAGUGUCUCAGAACUGAAUAACUGCAGUGACUUGAUGCUCUAAAUCGAUGUAGGAUUUACUGCUAGAUGGUUUUUAACCCUUGAACUUGUGAUUGUGACCCAUGAGGGGGGGACCUUUCAGUGCUAAAGCUGAUCAUGUGUGUAGCCAGAAAGGUACUUUUGUUUUUGUUUUUUAAAUUUUUUUGUUUUAUUUUUUGUAACCACUGUCUUAACAGCAAAAUAAUUAUGGUAAAAUACAAGUCUCGUGUUUAUUAUUCCUUAAGAAGAAGUCUGUGUUAUAUUACCACUGAACACCCAAUAAAGCAGAAUGUGGUUGUUUCA
Messenger RNA from Mesocricetus auratus (golden hamster), 4590 nucleotides. RefSeq names its product dihydropyrimidinase like 2 (gene Dpysl2). The record is from RefSeq and is a predicted model, not a curated record. Gene Ontology annotation, molecular function: hydrolase activity, acting on carbon-nitrogen (but not peptide) bonds, in cyclic amides. Lineage: Eukaryota; Metazoa; Chordata; Mammalia; Rodentia; Cricetidae. The coding region runs from base 136 to 2157 and encodes 673 amino acids. The transcript is spliced from 14 exons. Gene Ontology annotation, cellular component: cytosol; cytoplasm.